Gamsiella multidivaricata is the source of this 2089-nucleotide messenger RNA. RefSeq names its product acyltransferase ChoActase/COT/CPT. Bases 57 to 1985 code for a protein of 642 amino acids. NCBI's taxonomy places the organism in Eukaryota, Fungi, Mortierellomycota, Mortierellomycetes, Mortierellales, Mortierellaceae. The record is from RefSeq and is a predicted model, not a curated record. The transcript is spliced from 5 exons. Gene Ontology annotation, molecular function: acyltransferase activity.
UCUCCAUCCUCCUCCACUCCCCCCCCCCCCCCCUCUGCUUCUGAUUCCUCGACACAAUGAACGUUGCUUCCUUCAGGUCGGCGCAGAAUGUCGCCAGGAUUCUGACAUCCGCUUCGCGUCCCCAGCUUGCGUCCCAGGCCCGCGCUCGUGUGUUCAGAUACUCGACUGCAGCUCCUGCUGAGAAAUCGUUCCAGAACCAGAGCAGGCUGCCUCGUCUUCCCAUCCCUUCCUUGGCCGAGACAGCCGCACGCUACAAAAAGUCCCUAGUCCCAAUCCUGAGCGAGACGGAUUUCUCCAGAGCCGAGAAGGCCGUUGAUGAGUUCAUCAAGCCCGGCGGAUUGGGCGAGACCCUUCAGUCCCGUCUGCACGACCUGGACAAGACUGAGAAACAUUCCUGGCUCGAGACCAUCUGGCUCAACAAGGGGUACCUUGAGUGGCGCGAGCCGUCGAUGAUCAACGUCAAUUGGUGGGCCCAGUUCAAGGACUCGCCCACUUUUAAUCUGGAGCAGGCCCCUGCCCGUGGGGUGGUCUCGGAUGUGCAGAUCCAAAGGGCGGCCAACUAUGCGAGCUCAUUGCUCACGUUCAACGACCAUGUCAACAACCAGACCAUGCCCCCCGAGUACCAGCGCACGACUCCGUUGUGCAUGAACCAGUACAAGAACCAGUUUGGAGCGUAUCGUGUGGCAGAGCUGCCUAGAGAUCGCAUCGUGACGACUUGGCCGGCGACCGCGAACUACAUCGCAGUGAUGAUGAGGGAUCAGAUCUAUAAGGUGCCCGUUUCAGGACCCGAUGGUGAGCGUGUCUCGAUCAAGGCGAUCGAGCAGCAAUUGAGACAUGUGGUCGAGGCUGUCAACAACUUGCCGGAGCAGGAGAAGCAGGCUGCCGUGGGCGUGUUGACGUCCGAGAACAGGGAUACGUGGGCCAAGGCUCGUCAAACGCUCUUAGGUCUGUCGCCCCAGAACCAUGCCUCGUUGUCGUUGAUUGACCAUGCAUUGUUUGUGAUCUGCUUGGAUGACUACAGCUCAGAUAGAGACAUCGAUGUCUCGCACCACAACAUUUUCCAUGCGGGCAAUGCUCACAACCGUUGGUUCGACAAGUCGAUGCAAUUCAUCUUUGAGAACAACGGACGCGCCGGUAUCAACGGAGAACAUACCCCUGCAGACGCCGUCAUCCCUGGACGUAUCCUGGAUGAGCUGGUCAAAAGUGAGAAGCAUGCUGAGCCCCUUCACGCGUCGAAUGUCCAGCUUCAGCCCAUUGAACACGUCAAGUUCGUGAUCAACGAUGAGAUCAAGGAGACGAUUAAGCAGGCAGAGGUCAAUGCCAAGAAGAUGAUCGACAACGUUGACAGCUGCCUCAUUCACUUUAAUGAGUACGGUUCUAACUGGCUGAAGAGUGUCAAGUGCUCGCCUGAUGCCUACGUCCAGAUGGUCAUGCAGCUAGCCUAUUAUCGUCAUUAUGGCACCUGGACGCCCACAUAUGAGUCCGCAUCGGUUAGAAUGUUCUUGGGUGGCCGCACAGAGACUGUUCGCUCCUGCUCAGUCGAUAGUGUUGCAUUUGUCAAGGGAUUCGAGAGCAAGCAAGCGGAUACGACGGAGAAGCAGCGUCUGUUGCAGAAGGCGAUCCAGUCUCACCUCGAGUACAUGAUGGCCGCCUCUGCAGGCAAGGGUGUAGAUCGCCACCUGUUGGGUCUCCGCUCGAUGAUGCAGACGCCGGAGGAACAGAAGCAAGCACAGAUCUUCCAGGACCCAUCCUAUAUCCAAUCCAUGUACUACAGACUGUCAUCUUCUAACAUGUCACCUGGCGACAAUUUCUGGGGUGGCUUUGGACCAGUGGUGCCAGAGGGCUAUGGUAUCAACUAUGCGAUCGGAAAGGAGAACAUCAAGUUCAGUAUUUCAAGCCUGAAGAGCUGCAAGGAGACCAACUCGCGCGAAUUCAGAGAGACCAUCCUGGGAGCUUUGAGGGAUAUGAAGAAGUCGAUGGCGUAGAGAUGGUUAGGAAGGGGAAGACGGAGCAGUAAAGAGAUGCACUCCUAGCAGAGAACGUACAUAUAUAUAUAUACUGAAUAAACGUUCAUUCAUGCAUUUUGCCU